Scleropages formosus (Asian bonytongue) is the source of this 2206-nucleotide messenger RNA. It is a transcript of the gene ergic2, whose product is annotated as ERGIC and golgi 2. The transcript has 13 exons. Bases 327 to 1457 code for a protein of 376 amino acids. Lineage: Eukaryota; Metazoa; Chordata; Actinopteri; Osteoglossiformes; Osteoglossidae. Gene Ontology annotation, biological process: retrograde vesicle-mediated transport, Golgi to endoplasmic reticulum; endoplasmic reticulum to Golgi vesicle-mediated transport. The record is from RefSeq and is a predicted model, not a curated record. Gene Ontology annotation, cellular component: endoplasmic reticulum; COPII-coated ER to Golgi transport vesicle; membrane.
GGCGACGACAACAAGACUUACGCUUCUCUUGUGUUCUGCGACCGAGACACACAGCUCGACACACGCAGCUCCACACCAUGAGCAAACACUCACGCUGCGCUAUAUAGAGCGAUAAUUGUUUGCAGUUUGGCACUUUCGCUGCAUACCGAUACCGCACGUUAAGUAGGUGGUGGUUAAAAAUGCCCCGGCGUUUGCCGCAGCGAAGCGCCGACGGCCGGCGCGCAGCCUCACUACUCUCGUUUGCUGCUGUCCACUUUGCUCUCUUCUUCUUGCUGCUCUGUCGCACAGUGUGUGUAUGAAGGAGGCAGCGGAGCGUUUCCCCCAACAUGAGGCGACUGUCCAGGAAAAAGGCCCUCGGUCUGGUGAAGGAGCUGGACGCCUUCCCCAAGGUCCCGGAGAGCUACGUGGAGACGACGGCCAGUGGCGGCACAGUAUCUCUGAUUGCCUUCGGUGCCAUGGUUCUUCUGGCCUUCUUCGAAUUCUUUGUGUACCGGGAUACCUGGAUGAAAUACGAAUACGAAGUAGACAAGGAUUUCUCUAGCAAAUUAAGAAUAAAUAUUGAUAUUACAGUUGCUAUGAGGUGCCAGCAUGUUGGUGCAGAUGUGCUGGACUUGGCAGAGACGAUGGUUGCAUCAGAUGGCCUUCAGUAUGAGCCAGUUGUCUUUGAACUCUCUCCUCAACAAAGACUGUGGCAUAGGACUCUUCUGCUAAUACAGAACAGGCUGAGAGACGAGCACUCUCUUCAAGAGGUCCUGUUCAAGAGCGUGUUAAAGGGAUCCCCCACCGCCCUUCCUCCACGGGAGGACAACCCCACACAACCUUUCAAUGCCUGUAGGAUCCACGGGCACUUGUAUGUCAACAAAGUGGCGGGAAACUUCCACAUCACUGUGGGCAAAGCCAUCCCUCACCCUCGUGGACAUGCCCACCUGGCAGCCCUGGUAAGCCAUGAAACCUACAACUUCUCCCAUCGAAUAGACCAUUUGUCUUUUGGAGAGGAAAUUCCAGGAAUUAUAAAUCCUCUGGAUGGUACAGAAAAAAUCUGCUCAGAUCAUAACCAGAUGUUCCAGUACUUCAUCACCAUAGUGCCCACCAAGCUGCAUACCUACAAAAUCUCAGCAGACACACACCAGUACUCCGUCACCGAGCGGGAGCGUGUGAUCAACCAUGCAGCGGGCAGCCAUGGCGUGUCCGGGAUCUUCAUGAAGUACGACAUCAGCUCACUGAUGGUCACGGUGACAGAACAACACAUGCCCUUGUGGCAGUUCCUGGUGCGCCUGUGUGGCAUCAUUGGUGGAAUCUUCUCAACUACAGGAAUGCUUCACGGGCUGGUCGGCGCCUUGGUUGAUAUUGUCUGCUGUCGCUUCAAGCUAGGAGCCUACAAACCCAAGAAGGUCCACCCCCUGGAUACCCAUCUGAAUAAUCACACCCCCUUCUUCACAGAAAACAAUAAGCAUUAGCAGGAGCUUACUACUGAGCCUAAACCUCCAAGAGGUACACACUCUGGUAACUGCAUUCUGAAGAAUAUGUGUAAACUGUUUGGCCAUCCCCCCUUUUUUUAUAUAUAUACUUUCAUAUGAACAAGUGAUAUGAAACAAAAUAGCUGAGGUAGAAUACAUUCUGGUAACUUCCUCUGUGGGUAUGGUUUUAAUAUCCUAAUGAUUCAUAAGGCAGAUGCUGUGAAAUCUGUCUUCUAAACACAGUUUCAAAGUAGCCAUUAGAAAUACUGAAACAGCUCAUGUGACAGGGCCCUGACCAGCAAAGAGCUGCUACAAAAGUUCAUGAAAAUGUCAGUGUCCUUUGACCUCUGCGUUACCCUGGAACUGACCACUGUGUUAGUAAUGCUACACCGUUGCCAACAGCAUCAUCUUCUAAAGAAUUUUGCCUUUGUCACACACAUGACCCAGACUGUCCCCUAAAACAUUCAAAAGUGUAAAACAGAACUCAUUCAUAUAAUUUUAAAUUCUGGGCACUGAUGAAGAAAUGAUUUAAUGAAACAAAUUAGUCUUGGGAGAAAGGGUGUACUAUUGAUUCCUACAGCUUUUAGUUUUCUCUAGAGCAAUUGACCAUUCUGUCACUGCUCUACUCCCUCCCUCUUGGCUAUGGUGGGGUUGGAUACAGCUGUUUUUAUAAAGUGAAAUAUAAUGUAUUGACUGGGUGUGCUUGGUGUUUCUGGAAUAUUACUUCAAAUAAAUGUGCAGUAAAUCAA